This is a messenger RNA of Ixodes scapularis (black-legged tick), 1401 nucleotides long. Its product is annotated as piggyBac transposable element-derived protein 3-like. The coding region runs from base 1 to 1401 and encodes 466 amino acids. The transcript is spliced from 3 exons. NCBI's taxonomy places the organism in Eukaryota, Metazoa, Arthropoda, Arachnida, Ixodida, Ixodidae. The record is from RefSeq and is a predicted model, not a curated record.
AUGGCAGCGAACGCAUCUGCGACGGCAGACAUCCGGAAGCUUCAAAACAUUUCUCAGCGCCACAAAUUGGGAAUGGCCACAAACGUGUGCAAAGCGUCAUGCUGGGACUGCAUGCAGUUCGAGACUGAACCGCCGUGUUUUACCGUCUUUUUUCAGAUAUUCUUGCCGUGCCAUGAACAAUUUUCUACAAAAAGAAGUGUCAUGAAACAACAAAACACUCUGCAGAGCAACUCCUGCAGAUUAUUGCUGCAGGGGAAGUUUCUGACGUCGGGGAAAGUGAUGACGACGACGACGACGCUCUUGAAGAAGAAGGUGCCCGCGCAGAGCUUGCCCGUGAUGUGUCUAUUGAUGCAUCGGAUGAUGAAAACGUGCCGCAAAAGGAUCCAGCUGAAUAUGACAGCGUUGCAGAGAACGUAUGUGCCGGAAUCAAUUUUCGCAUGCAUUGCGAAAUCCACGAACCUCUACAGUGUGCACACAUCGCAUGUCAACGUCAACACGACGCCCGACGAGAUGAGGAAACUUUUCGGGAUGCACAUAUUGAUUGGAGUGGUGUCUCUGCCUCGUGUACGACUCUACUGGGACCGUCUGAUGCGAGUACCAAUGAUGAGCGAAACAAUGAGCGAGAAGAGAUUCUUCAAACUAAGGAACAACCUUCAUGCUACAGUUGAUGAACCCAGCGACUGCCAAGACCGACUUUGGAAAGUGCGGCCUCUUUUGGACCAGAUCAGAGCCCGCUGCUUGGAGCUGCAGCUGGAAGAAGAAUGCUCAAUCGACGAGCAAAUGAUACCAUUCAAAGGUAACUUAUCGAUCAAGCAGUACGUGAAAGGGAAGCCGACACCAUGGGGCACCAAGGUAUUUGCACUCUGUGGAAGGAGUGGCAUGUUCUACGAUUUCGUUGUUUACCAGGGAGAAAAUACCAUUCCAAAAAGUCUCAAGAAGGACUAUGGCCUUUGCUCAGGUGUGGUGCUCCAUCUUGCAAAGCGAAUCCCAACCGGCUGCAACUAUCAGCUGUAUUUUGACAAUUACUUCACAUCACUUCCCCUGCUACGUCAACUAAAAAGAGACAAGAUCUUAGCUGCAGGAACUGCAAGAACCAACAGGCUCUGCAAGUGCCCACUUGCACCUGCGCAGAUCACAAAGAAAAAACCCAGAGGAUACUCUGAAGAGUUCGUCACGCAAGACAAUAUUGUUGUCGUCUGUUGGAAAGACAACAACACAGUUACAGUGGCGUCAAACUUCGUUGGUGUGGGGACGACAAGUCAGGUGGAGAGAUGGGACAAGAAGACCCGUGAGCAUGUUUCUGUCACCCAGCCUGAAGUCAUUGCCAAAUAUAACAAGAGCAUGGGUAGUGUUGAUAAGCUGGAUUUCCUUCUCAGCUUGUACCGAACCAAGAUCAGGUAA